CAGAACUAACCGCCGUUUGUAUUCUCUGUUGCAGAAAUCAAGAUGGCCAAAGUUCCUGAUCUCUUUGAAGACCUGAUGAACUGUUUCAGUGAAAAUGAAGAAGACAGCUAUGCUAGUGAUGAUUCCUCUUUGAAUCAGAAAUCUUUCUAUGAUGCAAGCUAUAGCCAACUUCAUAAGGACUGUGUGAAUACAGCAUCUCGGAAUACCUCUGAAACCUCUGUGUCAUCCCACCUUACCUAUAAGGAGAGUGUGGUGGUAGUGGCAUCUGAUGGGAAUAUUUUGAAGAAGAGGCGCCUGAGUUUAAACCAGUCCAUCACUGGUGAUGAUCUGGAGACCAUUGCCAGUGAUCCAGAAGAAGAAAUCAUCGUGUCCACAUCGGCAACUUACAGCCACCAGAGUAAGGGAAAUUACAAAUAUUUGAGGACUAUCAAACAAGAGUUUACCCUGGCUGAUCCCCUCAACCAAAUCCUGAUUCGGGACAACUCUGAUCAGUACCUCAGGGCAGCAGCACUACAGAACAUGGACGACGCAGUGUUAUUUGACAUGGAGAUGUACAGGACAGAAUUGGAAGAUUCCACAAUUCCUGUAACUUUAAGAAUCUCAAACACUCGACUGUUUGUGAGUGCCCAGAACGAAAAUGAACCAGUGUUGCUGAAGGAGUUGCCUGAGACACCCAAAGACAUCACAGACAGUGAGCUUGACCUCCUCUUCUUAUGGGAAUCUCAAGGCACUAAGGAAUACUUCAAGUCGGCUGCCAACCCAGAGCUGUUUAUUGCCACAAAAUCAGAACAUUUGGUGCACAUGGCAAAGGGGUCUCCCUCGAUGAUUGACUUUCUGAUCUCAGAAAAACAUUCGUGACUCUGGAAAGCCACUCACUAGUGAAGCGUUAACCAUCUGUAUGUACCAUGUACAUGAAGUUGAAUUCCUCACUCUUAGUCAUUUGCUCAGCACGUGCUGAGCCUGUGUAAUUCUAAAUGAAUGCUUCCCCUCUUUGUAAAAGAGGUGUCAAGUUUAAUGAAAUCAACACUAACAUAUCAUGCUGUUUGUUGUUGAAAGAACACCCUAUACUUUGCACAGUAGUAAUCAUUUUAAUUACUAUUCUUCACAACAAUCUGAGGAGGGCUAAGGCUACUGACUAUGGCAGCCAAAAAAAAAAAAAGACUAAGCGUAUCACAGAUGGGUUUGCUAAGGCUUAGUGUAACUAACAGAUGCAUUUAAUAGCAGUUAGAAUGAGAAGCUACAGACCCAGGAUAUCCUUCAAACUCUUUUCCUUCUGCUUUGAUCCUUAAUCAAACAGUUAAGUUUUCAGGACCUCAGUUAUUAUUUUCAAAAUAGAAGAAAUAAAUAAGACCUACAUCCUUCUUGCCUCAAUGGCUCUUCAUGUCAAACAAUAGGUCAUUUUGUUAAAAUAAUGUUUGAAGCUGAGCUUCAAGGAAAAAAAAAAGAAAAAUAUGUAAUGUUAUUUUUUAAGUUAUUUAUGUAUGUGUAUUUAUAAAUGUAUUUAACAUAAUAAUAUAUGGUGAUAUUUAUGGCAGCUUCUUACAGAGUCUAAGUAGGAAACCUCAACAACAGUAAGCAGUGUUUUCCAUGUUGAAUGAAUCUGUUGUGCUUCAUACAUUUCCAAGAACGUCUAAUCUCUAAUCCCUGAGAGCCCUGUACAUAUGAUAAUAAAUUAUUUUUAAUUUAUUUGCUUAUUUGAGCUGAUAACUGGGUAAAUAUUUCAUUCUCCUGCCCUUAAACUUAUUUUCAUAUUUUUCUGUUACUGUUCUACCUGCAGUCAAGUCUUAUUAGCUAAAAUUAGAUGAACUGAACUUUGGCAACCAUGGUAUCCAAAGUUUCCUUUCUGGAAUAGAAUAUAAUCAGUGCUUCUUCUCAUUUCUAAAAAUUGUGAUCAAACCAUAAUGUUACCUCAUUACCAAUAAAAAUCAUUGUCUCAUUAUUACCAAUCAAAAUCGAAUAAACUUAAAAAAAUU
Messenger RNA from Ochotona princeps (American pika), 1973 nucleotides. RefSeq names its product interleukin 1 alpha (gene IL1A). Gene Ontology annotation, molecular function: interleukin-1 receptor binding; cytokine activity. NCBI's taxonomy places the organism in Eukaryota, Metazoa, Chordata, Mammalia, Lagomorpha, Ochotonidae. Gene Ontology annotation, biological process: cellular response to lipopolysaccharide; inflammatory response; regulation of nitric-oxide synthase activity. Bases 43 to 858 code for a protein of 271 amino acids. Gene Ontology annotation, cellular component: extracellular region. The transcript is spliced from 6 exons. The record is from RefSeq and is a predicted model, not a curated record.